Molecule: messenger RNA, 3585 nt
Organism: Trypanosoma rangeli
Lineage: Eukaryota; Euglenozoa; Kinetoplastea; Trypanosomatida; Trypanosomatidae
Exons: 1
Coding region: 1-3585 (1194 amino acids)
Biological process (GO): Golgi to plasma membrane transport; exocytosis
Cellular component (GO): cytoplasm; exocyst
Source: RefSeq, a predicted model, not a curated record
AUGCGCCACGCAGAGAAGAGGCAAACCAAAGGCGACAUGACGGGAGGUUCGCCCGCGGCUGGUACUGCGGGCAGUGGUGGGGACGCGGGCGGCACCGGGGCAUCGUCUGCGCGAAAGAAAAUUGUGGUGCGGGGCGGGGCGGCAGGCACAACGGCCAGCGCACCGUCAGUGGCCUGUAGCAGCAGCGAGAGGAAGGAUGGCGUGAGCAGCGCUUUUGACGCCGGCGCGAGUGGAGAGCAAUGCGUGGCCCCGCAGUCAUCGGCGUCGCCGGAGCAAGAGCGUUUGUCACUGGACCGCAUGGUUUUUAGCUCAAUUCAUUUUUCGGCGCCGACGUUUGUCAACAACAUUAUAAAUCGUGCGCUCUUUCCUGUCCUCCUCUCCCGGCGGAAGAAGAACUCACCAACACUAUUAGAAACGGCAGCUGGCGCUUCAGCUGCCGGAGGUGGUGGCGCGUGGCAACAGCCUAUUGACGGAGGUGGCAGUGGCAGCACGAAGAACGGUGGGGAGAACGGCACCCAAGCGCCGCCCGAAGCCGCAGCGGCUGGCGAAGACUAUGUCACCAUUGUGAAUCGCUUGACCACAACGCUGGAGUGUGCGCUUGCUGAGAUUGAGAAGGUGCAGGAGGAGGAGGAGUACGCCUUACAAAGCAACGAGGUUCGAUGUCGUCGCGUGGAAAUACGUGAGAAACGGCGGCUUGCAACCAUCCGACUUGGGUUGGAGGCUACCACGGCGAGGUUGCACGAGUACGAGAACCGCGUAUGCAACGCACUGGCGGCGACAGCGGGGAUUGAGCAGCACCUAGCGCAGUCCAACGCGAGGGUGAUGCGCGGCCGCGCCGUCUCACAUCUUCUGAAACACUUCAAGAUGUUUAUGCACAUGAACCACGCGGAGUUGGACACGCUGUUGAAGAACUUGUCCAAGGCACGCGCAGAACAGCGCGGGGAGGUGACCUCUAAGUGGGAGGCCGGGAUCGUGUCACCGGCGGAUCCCAUGUACUACGGCGGAGCCGGCAGCGGCGGUGGCGGUACUGGUGGUGGUAGCGGCGUGGAGGAUAUCGCCGCGGCAAGGAGCGAGGAAGCUGAGAGUAGCCGCGGCCAAGGAGAAGUGGAGAGGAAGAGUGUCACCCGGGGCCGUGAGGCGGAGCCCAACCGGGACCCUACUGAGGCCAAGAACGGUAACGCCAAAAAUGAGAGUGUUCUCAGCGGAAGCAGCAGAACGGAAGCGGUGCGGCCGCAUGGGCCUUUUAGGCAAGGCGGGCCACGCCAACUACGGCGUCGUGUAGUGACGGUGGCGCAGGACUCCGAUGAGACCGAAGCGUCGAUGAGGAUAGCGGCCACAGCGGCGACAACUGCAAAAUUUGUUGAUGGAAAGAUUGGUGAUGGUGGUGGUGGGAGGGAAAAGAUGCAUCGCAUGGAGACGGCUGCGGUUGCGGCCGGCCUGGAUCGUACCUUUGCAGUACGCAGCUGCACGGAGGCGCAGGUGGACUGGUGCCAGCGACUGACGCACCUCUGCCGCGAGCUCGAAAGCGUCGUCGGGAGCACGUCCAACAUUGACCUCUACGUUGGAUGGGUGCGGCAGGAGCUUAUUGCCGACGUCUUCCACCUUGUCGACCGCUUCAACGAGCUCUACAAGGAUCAUCCUGACACGGCAGUGCACCAGCCCUACGGUCGUGCCCUCCUCAAGACACUGGAACUCGUCUCGCGGCUUUACAACAGUAUCACCAACUCCCAUGAUGCGCUGCUCUCUGCCUUUUACGCACGCACAAUUAAUCAGAUGGGCAUCACGCUUUUUAGUGAGUAUUCGCCAAGCCCUCUUCCACCGCAGCCACCACUCAGUGGCGCCGCCACGGCAUCUACGCCACCCACCGCUAUGCAGCACUACCGCAACAGCACGGAGCAUGACCUGCAUCGCACCUUUGAUUUUCUUCUUUCUCGCACCCGUCGUGACGUGAUUGUCGUGGAAACAAUUUUUGGGACGACAAACUCGGCGCGGCGGCAGUUGCUUGCGCAGGUAACUGAGGGUGUGGUGAAACCAUUUGUCACCCAACAGCUAAAACUCGCGGAAUUUUUUAAGCGAGACAUGGUGGAGGCGGAGGCAUGUCUGUCCCCGCGUUCCAAGCGGCGCGCCUCCACGCGGGUGGCGGACGCCAUGACCUACGCCCACACCAUCCAGGCCAGACUAUUUAGCUUCUUUCAGGACUACGUCAAGGAGCUGCGAAACACCUUCGAAAAAGGUGAGGCGGACUUCCUUCAAAAGUACGCCGACUCCAUUUUUACUGGGCGCUCCGCCUUUGUGGAGCAGAAGUCGGAGCUUGUGCUGCUGAGGCGCUAUCACACGAUGUUAGAGGAGCAAUACACCCGAGAUUUGCACUCCGUCCCGGAAGAGGUGUUUGACCUGCGGGAGGCGCACAUGAAGAAGACAAAGGAGCUCAUUGAGCGACUCAGGGAGGUAGUAGCGCGAACACGCACCUACGCCCCACCAAAGGACGUCACGUCGUGUGUCCUGGACCUCGUCAAGGCCUCACUGGAGAAUAUGGGGAAUUAUAUGGACGAGGAACUGCGCAAGAUGGUGGAGUCGCUACGCGCCGAUCGUGAGCACUGGCGGGUGAAGCCGGAGUCGGAGGAUGAGUUGUUGCGGCCCUCAAAGCUAGAGUCGCAGCAGUGUGGCCUGCGCAUGCUGCUUUUUGUGCAGUCCUCCCUGAUGAGUUUGAAUGACGCCAUCUCGGUGAGCUGCAUGCCGCUCCUGCAGGUUGACCCUCGUCUCGAGGCGGCGAUUGAGGAUGCAAAAGAGUCGGCGUACGAGGCGUUGGACGAGCGUGCUGAGACGCUGUUGAAUCUGUGCGCCAACGCCAUCAUCGUGCGCUCCCUGUCCAUCCUGCUUCACUACCAGAAACGGAACGACUACAGACCGAAGGUUGCAAAGGGGGCUGAGGGAGAGAUGUUCGCCCAGCCGUGCACGCGUGCCUGCACCCUUUUCUGCCUGUACAUCACAAGACAGUUUGAGGAGGCGAAGGAGUUUGUUCGACUCUCAAAUGGCCAGGUGCCUCAGCGACAAAAUACUGCGGGGGGUGCCGCAGGUGCAACACUCGAGCCGGCUUCAAUGACAAGCCAUUAUCUGACCAUGUCAAGUCGGCGGAGUGGCAUGAAAGCUGGGGACGCCUCCAACGAGGUGCUGAACGCCGUGCGGGCACGCGCGCGGACGAUGAACAUGCAACAACUGCUGUACGGCGACGGAGGACCCUCGUCCUUCGUGCGCACUAUUGGCGUCUGCCUUUACAGGGGGAUUGUGACACACCUGAAAGCGUUCACCGUCACCGACCGUGGAGCCCUCAUCUACAAACAGGACGUUACCGCAUACAUGGAGGCCAUGCGCCCCAUUAUCAGCACACCAGGACUCGGUGGGGCUGUGGUGGAGGUGCUGUUUCGCCUGCUAAAGGAGACGGCGAGCCUGCUGUUGAUGCCAUGGGGACACAUCAAAGGCGUGCGAGAGACGGGACUCCUGCGGCUCAUGAGCAACGAAGAGCAGGUGCAGUUCAUCCGAAUGCGAGCGGAUCUGCAGGAUGGGUUCCGCAAGAUUCACUACUGA